Acanthosepion pharaonis is the source of this 666-nucleotide messenger RNA. The record is from the annotation of a GenBank genome assembly. Lineage: Eukaryota; Metazoa; Mollusca; Cephalopoda; Sepiida; Sepiidae.
AUGAAAAUAAACUGUUUCUCCCUCACUCAGGUACCUAUUAAUCUAUCUAUCCUCAUCUCUAUUGAUAUCUAUCUAUCUAUCUAUCUAUCUAUCUAUCUAUCUAUCUAUCUAUCUAUCUAUGUCUCUCAAUAUACCAGUCUAAUCAUAUAUAACUUUCUAUCUAUCUCAGUCUAUUCAUAUCUAUCUAUCUAUCUAUCUAUGUAUCUAUGUAUCUAUGUAUGUAUGUAUGUAUGUAUCUAUCUAUCUAUCUAUCUAUCUAUCUAUCUAUCUAUCUAUCUAUCUAUCUACGUCUCUCAAUAUACCAGUCUAAUCAUAUAUAUCUUUCUAUCUACCUCAGUCUAUUCAUAUCUAUCUAUCUACUCUAUUCAUAUCUAUCUAUCUAUCUAUCUAUCUAUCUAUCUGAGUCUGUGCAUGAUUAUCUAUCUAUCUGAGUCUGUUCAUAUCUAUCUAUCUAUCUAUCUAUCUAUCUAUCUAUCUAUUUGGAAUCCAAUCGCCAAUGACUGUCUUCCUCCGGCGUGUCCAUCGGAACUGACCGCUUAUCACUUCUUUAUUACCUAUUUAAACUGUGUCCACAUCGAGCCUGGCUUCGUUCUAUUUAAUAGACCGGAGACCAAAGUCAGAAAAAAUCCGGAUGUUAUCUCCGCCCAGAUUUGCAGUUGUCUGUGA